UUGGAUUCUCAUUCUCAGUUCAAUUCAACUCUCAGAGGCAGAGCAUUCAUUUCCCUCCCCGUUUCUUUACAUAAAGAGAGAGAGAGAGAGAGCUUUACAGAAAAGAAGGAAAGAGCGCAAGGCCAAGGGUUUGACCUCUAUAAUUCCUUCUGGAUCCGUCCAAAUCUCAUUAUAUAUAUAUAUAUAUCGGUGGAGAGAGAGUGAGAGAGAAAGAGGGAGAGAAUUCUUCUCUUCUCUUCAAUCCCUAGUUUGAGAGAGAGAGAGUCGGAGACUCGGAGGGAUGGGGAUUCUGUACGCUCUGGUGGCGAGGGGAUCGGUGGUGCUGGCGGAGCACAGCGCGGCGUCCACCAACGCCAGCGCGAUCGCGCGGCAGAUACUGGAGAAGAUCAGCGGCACCAACGACACCAACGUCUCCUACUCUCAGGAUCGCUACAUCUUCCACGUCAAGCGCACCGAUGGCCUCACCGUCCUCUGCAUGGCCGACGAUGCCUCCGGAAGGAGAAUUCCUUUUGCAUUUCUUGAAGACAUCCAUCAGAGAUUUGUGAGGACUUAUGGUCGGGCAGUCCUUUCAGCCCAGGCAUAUGCCAUGAAUGAUGAAUUUUCAAGGGUUUUGAGCCAACAAAUUGAGUAUUACUCUAGUGACCCAAAUGCUGACAGAAUUAAUCGAUUAAAAGGUGAAAUGAGCCAGGUGCGCAAUGUCAUGAUAGAGAACAUCGAUAAAGUUCUAGAGAGGGGUGACCGCUUGGAAUUGCUGGUUGACAAAACUGCCAAUAUGCAAGGAAACACUUUUCGGUUCAGAAAGCAAGCUCGCCGUUUCAGAAGCACUGUAUGGUGGAGAAAUGUUAAACUCACGGUCGCACUAAUAGUCCUGCUUCUGGUCAUUGUUUAUAUUGUGCUGGCCUUUGUUUGCCAUGGCCCAUUGUUGCCUUCCUGCCUGUAGUGAGAGAGUCGGUCAAUCUGUUCCUUUGCUUUUGAAGAUGCCGGUUUUUUCUGUAUGUUCGUCUUCCUUGGAUUCUUGUGCGGGAACAAACUUGCUUGCUUGUUUUUCAGUUAUGGAAAUUUGUUCCUUUUCAGCUCGUUCCUUUGUUGAUAAUUUGCCUCAAACAGUGGAUAUUUAUAGAAAUUUUCUGGUGCAAAAUCAACAUCUGUCUAGAUUUUUGUC
Molecule: messenger RNA, 1162 nt
Organism: Diospyros lotus (date-plum)
Lineage: Eukaryota; Viridiplantae; Streptophyta; Magnoliopsida; Ericales; Ebenaceae
Product: vesicle-associated membrane protein 711
Exons: 4
Coding region: 281-940 (219 amino acids)
Biological process (GO): vesicle-mediated transport
Cellular component (GO): membrane
Source: RefSeq, a predicted model, not a curated record